AUGAAGGUGUUGUCCUCGCCGAGUGGGGGUGGGGGUGAGAGCUGCGGUGCCUUGGGCGCCUUGGGGGGCUUGGGCGCCUUUGGUGGGCUGGGCGCUUUGGGCACUUUGGGCGCUUUUGGUGGGCUGGGCACCUUGGGGGAUUUGGGGCUCUUGGGAGGCGAUGGGUGUGGAGGCGGUGGCGCGGGUGAAGUACGUGGAAUAGGCGGCGGUGGGACGGGUGGUGGUGGAGAUGGUGGUGAUGAUGUUAAUGGUGGUGAUGGUGGUGAUGAUGUUAAUGGUGGUGAUGGUGGUGGAGAUGGUGGUGGAGAUGGUGGUGAUGGAGAUGGUGGUGGUGGAGAUGGUGGUGGAGAUGGUGGUGGUAGAGAUGGUUGUACAGAUGGCGGAGAUGAAGGGGGCGGGGAAAGGGGCUGGGUACGAGGAGAGGGGGGCUGGGAGGUUGGAGAGAGCUGCCCGGGUGGAGUUGGUGGUGGGGGGAGCAGGGGGGGUGGCGGCCUCAAACGGGGUGGUGGCGGUGGCGGCGGUGAUGACGGGCUGGGUGGGAGGGGAGGAGGGGAGGGUGAUGGUGGGGAGGGCGGUGGUGGGAAGGGCGACGGUGGGGAGGGCGAUGGUGGGGAGGGCGAUGGUGGGGAGGGUGACGGUGGGGAGGGCGAUGGUGGGGAGGGCGAUGGUGGGGAGGGCGAUGGUGGAGAGGGUGACGGUGGGGAGGGCGAUGGUGGGGAGGGCGAUGGUGGGGAGGGCGAUGGUGGGGAGGGCGAUGGUGGGGCGGGCGAUGGUGGGGACGGCGAUGGUGGGGACGGCGAUGGUGGGGCGGGCGAUGGUGGGGCGGGCGAUGGCGGGGACGGCGAUGGUGGGGACGGCGAUGGUGGGGCGGGCGAUGGUGGGGCGGGCGAUGGCGGGUUGGGCGAUGGCUGCGGGCUGGGUGGCAUUGGAGCAAGUGGAGGUGGAGCGUCUGGGGGAGCCGGGCAGGGGCAGAAGCUCAUGCCGAACUUGAUGUAG
This is a messenger RNA of Volvox carteri f. nagariensis, 996 nucleotides long. RefSeq lists its product as uncharacterized. Lineage: Eukaryota; Viridiplantae; Chlorophyta; Chlorophyceae; Chlamydomonadales; Volvocaceae. The record is from RefSeq and is a predicted model, not a curated record. The coding region runs from base 1 to 996 and encodes 331 amino acids. The transcript has a single exon.